AUGCCCAUCGUGGUAACAGCAGCAGCACCACCAUCGGCGACUUUACCACCAGUGCCGACAACGUCACCUGCCCCACCACCGCCACCCCCACCACCUACCACUCUGCCUCCACCGCCACCCCCACCACCUACCACUUUGCCUCCACCGCCACCACCACCACCAUCAACUACCCCUGCGCCAGUGCCAUCGCCCGUACAACAGGCCUUGCCUGCUCCAGCGCCUGUACAACAAACCGCUCAAGUACCUGUGGCUCUACCGCAGGCCAUAGCCAUACCUCUGCCUCAGCCACUGAUUAUCGAAUCACCUCCCAUUGCUCCAAUGACAUGCUUGCCGAUUUGCCGACAGCGUUGCUAUGACAUGUGCUCCACACCACAGUGUAUGAACAUGUGUCUCAGAAGAUGCCCGCAAUUCUGCAGGAAGGACUUCAUGAUGAUGCCUAUGAUGGAUCGGAUGCCCUGUCACUCGUUCGACGGAGGAUGCGGUUGUAACAUGGGCUACACUCAGUGUGGUGGAAUGUGCUGCAGGAGUCGAUAA
Messenger RNA from Cylicostephanus goldi, 534 nucleotides. Lineage: Eukaryota; Metazoa; Nematoda; Chromadorea; Rhabditida; Strongylidae. The record is from the annotation of a GenBank genome assembly.